GUUCUAGAUCCCAAUAGACUCACAGGCAAGAAGCACGCACAUAACCACGCAAACUCUUUUUAUCUUUAUUGGGACCAGAGUCCAUAAAUUCAUUGUCUUAGUAGACCGCAAGUUUCGUCAUACAUCUAUCUACAGUAUCUAAGGGAAAUGCAAUAACAUACAGGUAAUUAGUUGAAAUACCCACCAGAUCAAAAAACUGAGAUAGUUAACAUGAUACCCCCUAUACGAACCCCAUCCCCCGAGUUCUCGCCCUUGGCAAUCGGCGAGGACUUGGCUCCCCUUCCGGCCUACAAGUCCGCCGGCACUGCUUCUAUCGAUUUCUCGGGGCUUCUUGCCGACCCUCUUAAACUACAUGAGGAUCUUAGCUCCGGGUGUGGCGGCCAGACCUGGCCGGCAGGCAUGGUACUCGCCAAGCACAUGCUCCGGUAUCACAAAGAUGACCUAAGUCAAUCACGGAUACUAGAACUCGGGGCCGGAGGCGGAUUGGUGGGCUUGGCAGUAGCCAGAGGGUGUGCCGUGGAGAGCCCGCUCUUCAUCACCGAUCAGUUGGAGAUGCAUGCCUUGAUGGAACUCAACAUCAAACUGAACCAUCUUGAUACUCAAGCCGAAGCUAAAAUUCUGAACUGGGGCGAGCCACUCCCGAAGGAAAUCGUAGACUUCAAGCCCGACGUGAUCCUUGCGGCCGACUGCGUCUACUUUGAGCCCGCCUUCCCGCUGCUAUUGGCCACCUUGACAGACCUCCUGAAGCUGUGCCCGUCAGCCACCAUCUACUUCUGUUUCAAGAAGAGGAGACGUGCCGACAUGCAGUUUCUCAAGAAGGCGCAGAAGAUGUUUAAGGUCGCCGAGGUCGCAGAUGACGAUCGUCCCAUCUUUAGCCGGGAAGGGCUGUUUCUGUAUACCUUCAAGGCCUUGUAAGGAAGGGUGCACAGGUACCUCUCGAUUUGAGUGAUAUUUAUGCUAUUGUUGCAGCGUUAGAGCUUGUUUGUAGAUGUUCAUUCUAUGCUUAGACACCAUGCUGGCCAAGGGAAUCAUUGAUGCCUAUAGAAAUGAAAUUGCCUUUGUCGUUCAGCGAACUGUUAUUACUAAAGAAAACGUUGUACACCUAUUUACCCCAGGUUCCGUGUAGAGCAAAGACGGGAAUGUGCAGAUUGAUCGCCCUCAUUAAUCUUAUUCCUCGGGGUAUGCAUAAGAAGCGUUGAUUUUGUAUAUGGGCAGCGGACAACAUGUGAGUUCAAGUUUGCGCUGGAGAUACAAGUAGGUAGCUAAUAGAAUUGAGGUCGGU
This is a messenger RNA of Hypoxylon fragiforme, 1282 nucleotides long. RefSeq names its product putative methyltransferase-domain-containing protein. Lineage: Eukaryota; Fungi; Ascomycota; Sordariomycetes; Xylariales; Hypoxylaceae. The transcript has 3 exons. The record is from RefSeq and is a predicted model, not a curated record. The coding region runs from base 211 to 915 and encodes 234 amino acids.